Messenger RNA from Xyrauchen texanus (razorback sucker), 5517 nucleotides. RefSeq names its product CLIP-associating protein 1-B-like. The transcript has 42 exons. The record is from RefSeq and is a predicted model, not a curated record. Gene Ontology annotation, biological process: mitotic spindle assembly. Bases 227 to 5011 code for a protein of 1594 amino acids. NCBI's taxonomy places the organism in Eukaryota, Metazoa, Chordata, Actinopteri, Cypriniformes, Catostomidae. Gene Ontology annotation, molecular function: kinetochore binding; microtubule binding. Gene Ontology annotation, cellular component: cytoplasmic microtubule; spindle microtubule; microtubule organizing center.
CGCACAAUGGGUGGAGAUCAUUACUGUUUCCUUCCAAAUACCAACUGAUCAUCGUCCCACGGGAUGGGAAAACGGUGACCGCUUAGAGGGGUUUGAGCGAUGUGCCAGGACUUGUGGAUCUGGAUUACACAAGCAUAAUGGACUGGGCCUUUGAUAAGACUUCUCUGCGAAAGGAUUUACACCAGGAUUCUUUGAUCUGUUUGCCAUAAUAUCAUAGAGUCAACUCAUGUUGCACCAUUGCCAUAUAUCUGCAAUCAUACCUACAGCGAUCGAUCACCUCCCCCCUGGAUACUGUUUUGGGAUUAACCCAAAUAUAAAAUCCACGACCACAGCAUCACAGGCUGUUCUCUGCCUACUGUUUGUGUUUUUAUGUGUUGUCCUGAACGCCUGUCCAUCGCGGCUCAGACUCCACAAAAUCAUGGAACCCAACAUGGAGUACAUUGUCGCUCAGGUGACGCAGAAAGAGGUCGGGCGACGGUUUCAAGUGGGACCAGAAAUCAUAGACUACAUCCUGGACAGACAGAAGUCACAUGAUCUGGAACAUGAUCAGAUGAAGUUGGACACGAUGGUGGACAGUCUAGCGACCUCGUGGGUCAACGCAAGUAAUUUCAAGGUGGCACUGCUGGGAAUGGAUAUAGUGUCUGCUUUAGUGAUGAGACUACAGGAACGAUUCAAAACACAAAUAGGAACAGUUCUUCCUAGUAUAAUGGAUCGUUUAGGCGAUUCUAAAGACCAAGUUCGAGACCAAGCCCAAACACUUCUCUUAAAAAUCAUGGACCAAGCGGCCAAUCCACAGUAUGUUUGGGACCGAAUGCUGAGUGGAUUCAAGCAUAAAAACAACAGAACCAGAGAAGCUGUUUGCUUUUGCCUUAUUUCCACUCUUAAUGUAUAUGGAGCCCAAGGGUUAACCCUCAGCAAGAUUGUUCCUCAUAUUUGUAAUCUUUUGGGAGACCCCGCUAGUCAGGUCCGAGACGGUGCAAUGAAUUGCCUGGUGGAGAUUUACAAACAUGUGGGUGAGAGAGUGAGGAUCGAUCUUGGGAAAAAGGGACUCCCACAAUCACGGUUGAAUGUGAUUUUCAGCAGGUUUGAUGAAGUCCAGAGGUCUGGGAAUAUGAUCCUGUCUGCAGAUAAGAACAUUGACGAUGAUGAUUCCGUGGAUGGAGGCCGUUCCUCGUCGUCUUCUAAAGGAGCGUCGUCGGUGCGGCGGACCGGAUCCAUGCGGCAGCCGAGCUCUGCCUCCAGCACGAAGAGCUCAGGUAAAGAAAGUGCAAGUGCCGGUGCCCUUGAUGAAGAAGACUUCAUUCGUGCCUUUGAAGAUGUGCCCGCCAUACAGAUCUACUCCAGUCGGGAGCUCGAGGAGUCCUUGAAUAAAAUCGAAAAGAUUCUCUCCGAUGAGAAACACGACUGGGAGCAGAGAGUGGCAGCAUUGAAGAAGGUGCGCUCUCUGCUGUUGGCGGGCGCGGCUGAUUACGACGGCUUCUCACAGCAUUUGCGGCAACUCGAGGGGGCGUUCAAGCAGUCCGCCAAAGAUCUGCGCUCGCAGGUGGUGCGAGAGGCCUGUAUCACACUGGGGUAUCUGUCGUCUGUGUUGGGGAGUAAGUUUGAUCAUGGAGCAGAGAACAUCAUGCCAACGUUACUAAACCUCGUACCAAACAGCACGAAAGUGAUGGCGACGUCUGGAGUGGCAGCGAUCCGUCUUAUUAUACGACACACACACUACCCACGACUGAUCCCGAUCAUGACCAACAACUGCAAGUCUAAAUCUGUGGCCGUCAGACGCCGCUGUUUUGAGUUUUUGGAUAUGUUGCUUAGGGAGUGGCAGACAAAUUCUUUGGACAGGCAUGUAGCUGUUCUCGUGGAAACUAUUAAAAAAGGAGUACAUGAUGCCGAUUCAGAAGCAAGAUCCGUUGCUAGAAAAUGUUACUGGGGUUUUCAUGCACACUUCAGUAAAGAGGCGGAGCAGCUGUUUCAGGCGCUGGAACUGAGCUAUCAGAAAGCGCUUCAGUCUCAUCUGAAGGGUUCGGACAGUAUCAUGUCUUUGCCGCAGUCUGAUCGCUCGUCUUCAAGCUCACAAGAGAGUUUAAAUCGGCCAUCGUCGGCUAAAACGCCUGUCGGGAGCAACUUGAGCAGAACUAAAGCCGUGAGUUCUCGUGUGUCGUCCACGGCAGGCUCACUGCAGCGAUCGCGCAGUGACGUCGACGUCAACUCUGCAGCCAGCGCCAAGUCUCGAAUGCCCACCGUACCCGCUGCUGCCCCCUUCAGCUCUGCCGCAGCAUUGCCGCCCGGCUCCUACGCCUCACUGGGCCAUGUGCGCAAAAGACGACAGAGUUCAGAGACUGCUGCUGGGGGCGGAGCCUCUGUGACAGACAGCAGGGGGAGGAGCCGAGCCAAAGUUGUGUCCCAAUCACAACGAUCCAGAUCGGCUAAUCGAGUGGGGGGUAAAACUCACGCUGGCAGUCGCUCUAAUUCACCCCGGAGGCUGUUGGCUCAUUCAUACGGAAGAGCUGCUCACGUCACUGGAUCCAGUGGAGCGCCGUCAGAUAAACGCAAUCAAAUUCCUCAAGAGACCAAAGAGACCAGCCCUACCCGCAGCAGAGAGGUGAGGGGCAGUCGAAUCCCAAGGCCCAGUAUGAGUCAGGGUUGUAGUCGUGAUACGAGUCGUGAGAGCAGCAGAGACACGAGUCCGGCUCGAGGGUUCAGUCCGCUGGCAUCCCACAGACACUCACGGUCGACGAGCGCGCUGACGGCGGGCGACGGCCUGCAGACAGAUCGGUUUGGUCUGAUUCAUCACGCUCGUAUCUCGGCAUCUGUUAACGCCAUGCGGAUCUUGAACACGGGCACAGAGGUGGAAGCUGCUGUAGCAGAUGCUCUGCUGUUAGGAGACUCCAGGAAUAAGGUGAGACCGAUGCGCCGCCGUUAUGAGUCUCCUGGCAUGUACUCUGAUGACGAUGCCAACAGUGACGCGUCCAGCGCUUGUUCGGAGCGCUCCUUCAGCUCUCGUAAUGGAGGUAUCCCGCAUUACCUGCGGCAGACGGAGGACGUGGCUGAAGUUCUGAAUCACUGCGCCAGCUCCAACUGGUCUGAGCGGAAGGAAGGACUGCUGGGGCUCCAGAACCUUCUGAAGAGCCAAAGAGUCCUCAGUCGUGUAGAGUUAAAGAGACUCUGUGAAAUCUUCACCAGGAUGUUUGCAGAUCCUCACAGCAAGAGAGUGUUCAGUAUGUUCCUGGAGACGCUGGUGGAUUUCAUCACCAUGUACAGAGAAGAGCUUCAGGAUUGGCUGUUUGUGUUGCUCACGCAGCUGCUGAAGAAAAUGGGGGCCGAUCUUUUGGGGUCCGUUCAGGCCAAGGUCCAGCGGGCCCUAGACGUUACCAGGGAUUCGUUUCCAUACGAUCAGCAGUUCAACAUCCUGAUGAGAUUUAUUGUUGAUCAGACACAGACUCCGAACCUCAAGGUGAAGGUGGCCAUCCUGAAGCACAUCGAGUCUUUGUCGAGACAGAUGGAUCCAUCAGACUUCGUUAAUUCGAGCGAGACUCGAUUGGCUGUUUCUCGAAUCAUCACGUGGACAACAGAACCAAAGAGCUCAGACGUUAGAAAGGCCGCACAGAUGGUUUUGAUCGCCCUGUUUGAGCUGAACACACCAGAAUUCACCAUGUUGUUGGGCGCCCUUCCCAAAACCUUCCAGGAUGGAGCUACAAAACUUCUACACAACCAUCUAAAGAACAACAGUCACGUCACUGCAGUGGCGUCACCCAGCAGUACAGUCGGACGAUUGCCGCCGAGACACCCUGUUUCCCGGACGAGCCCCCUGACGUCACCCACUAACCGUUCUCAUGGAGGACUUUCAGCCAGUAUGUUGGAGUACGACACAGAGAACAUGAACUCUGAGGAGAUCUUCAGCUCUUUGAGAGGCGUAACCGAAGCCAUCCAAAGCUUCAGUUUCCGCAGUCAGGAGGACAUUCUGGAGCCGAUCAAACGUGACGGCAAGAGGGAUGAUACGACGGGUGUGGCUUCGUCGUGUGCAGACCCUCGGCUGUCUGCAGGUCUGAUGGAGGGGGGCCGAACUGCACUGGACAACAAGACGUCAUUAUUAAACACACCAUCCCCGCGGGCGUUCAGCGGGCCGUGCUCACGGGAGUACAACCCGUACAACUACAGCGACUCCAUCAGCCCCUACGAGAAAGGAGCGCUCGCUGUGUUCGAAGACGUGGAGCAACGUGGAGACAGUCGUCAACAAGAGUGUGGGGAAAACAAAAUCAUACAUCCUAAGAGUUUGUCUGCAGGACCCGGGCAGCACCUGGAGAUGGUUGGUGACCUGCUGAAGGAGCUGUCCAAUCACAGCGAGCGUGUGGAGGAGAGGCGGGCCGCUCUGCUGGAGUUGUUGAAGGUUACCCGUGACGACAGUCUGACCAUGUGGGAGGAGCAUUUUAAAACCAUGCUGCUGUUGCUAUUGGAGACGCUGGGAGAUAAAGAUCACACUAUUCGAGCGUUGGCUCUGCGUGUCCUGAAGGAGAUCAUGCGCAGUCAACCAGCACGAUUUAAAAACUACGCAGAACUCACCAUCAUGAAAACACUGGAGGCCCAUAAAGACUCUCACAAAGAGGUGGUGCGGGCCGCAGAAGAAACGGCAGCGACACUCGCGAGCUCCAUCCACUCCGAACAGUGCACUAAAGUUCUGUGUCCGAUCAUCCAGACGGCCGAUUACCCCAUCAACCUUGCCGCUAUUAAAAUGCAGACCAAAAUCAUUGAGCGCAUUUCCCAGGAUUUCCUGCUCCAGCUCCUACCCGACAUUAUACCAGGACUGCUACAGGCUUAUGAUAACACCGAGAGCAGUGUACGGAAGGCCAGUGUGUUUUGUCUGGUGGCCAUUUAUUCUGUUAUUGGUGAAGAUCUGAAGCCACAUCUACAGCAGCUGACCUGCAGUAAGAUGAAGCUGUUGAAUCUGUACAUCAAACGGGCUCAAACCACCAACAGCAACAGCAGCAGUUCUUCAGACAUCUCGUCGCACAGCUGAACUACUCCCUGAUGCCCCCGACAUGUCCUGCUGAAUCCAGCUGAAUUUAGACAUCCUUUAACUCUGUCAAACGCUCGUGCACAAAGAACUCGUGCAGCUGUCCAUUGUGCAAGGAGAUCCUGUUUAAACGCACGUGUCAAUGCGCCUUAUUAAAAGGCACAUGCUUUAUUUAACACUAUUUUAAGAGGUGGUAACAACUUGUUUGCAUCUGAAUUUAAACAGACAUCAGAUUUGUACGUGAGGCAGUGGUUGUGCCAACAUUACCGUCCCGUCUGUAAGAAAACUGAUGUUAUGCAUUUUAUUCGGCAGCAGAAGUGUGUUACGUUUCUCAUCGCAUUUAGUUUCUCUUUAAAUUCAGUAUUAGUUUUUACUGUUACGUUUAUUUAACAGCUUUGCAGUGCCGUAUAUCUUAAGAUUUCAUGCAAAAAUGAAAAUUCCUUCAUUAUUUACUCACCAUCAUGUCGUUCCAAACAUUUAUGACUUUGUUCUUUGGAGCACAAAUGAUG